UUACUGAGUUCAGUCUCGCGUGUGCAGUACGUCCGGCUGGUUCUCGACUGACCAUGUGACUGAGCGAUCAACAGGCUAACCAAACAAUCUGGAUACUCUUCAAUCCAUCAUCUGUUUGCCAUACACGUACCUGGGCAUCCCAGUCGCUCCGUAGCAUUCAACGAUUGGAGAUGGCGCUGAUGCGGCACACGGUGUUGGCACUUGGCCUGCUGUUCGUCACGAUAGCCGCCACAGCUUUGGCCGUUAGUUGCUAUGAAUGCGAUUCCGUAAAUGAUUCAAAUUGCGACGAUGAAUUCCAUGCUGACGACAUUGCCAAAACGGACUGCGACGCCAUGGAAUUGCCGGAAGAACAACGUGCCCUUUAUUCACAACGACCGGACACCGCUUGUCUGACCAAGUACUACAAGGACUCGGAAGAUGAUUUUAUAUUUGUGCGACGAUCCUGUGCAUUUGGCGAUUUUUCCGUGUGUGAUCAGCGUCCGGAUCCGGUGGUGCCACAUCUAAACUUUCUGGGCUGUGCCUUCUGUCACAAAGAUUUGUGCAACGGUGGCCAACUAAUCCAAAGUUCUAUUGUGGGCAUUAUGCUACUGCUCUGUGCUUUAAUCAACUGAAAAAACGAUGUUAACAAUCCAUUUUUU
Molecule: messenger RNA, 638 nt
Organism: Drosophila innubila
Lineage: Eukaryota; Metazoa; Arthropoda; Insecta; Diptera; Drosophilidae
Exons: 3
Coding region: 171-611 (146 amino acids)
Biological process (GO): regulation of synaptic transmission, cholinergic; sleep; positive regulation of voltage-gated potassium channel activity
Source: RefSeq, a predicted model, not a curated record